CGUCGUUCAGUUUGAGUUGAAAGCGCAACGCGUUCGCCACGAUAAAGCGCCAUCAAUCGAGACCCGUAAAAGCGACGAGAAACAAAACAGCCAAUAAAACAACUACAACUCGAAAAACAGAGAACAGUAACAGCAGCAAAAGCAACAACAAGAGCAAACACACAAUAAAUAUUCAACUAUUUUUAGCAGAUUACGUGAGUGUUAUUUCAAAUUUUGACAGUGUAAUGAAAUGUGUGCAGCAGCAGCAAAAACAACAACGAAAUACUAACAACUUGUCGUUGUCGCUGGCGGAGCGUUAACAAUAAAUAAAGGCGAAAACAAAGCAGCAGCAGCAGCAGCCGCGAUUCAACACCAACACCAACAACAACAGCAGUUGACUGUACAACAAUGAACAGAGAAGGCAGCUAUAGCACUCGUGGGACUUUCUAGUGACAACAACGGUCCACAUAUACAGGCACCCAAAGCAUCACCAGACAAACCGUCUACUACAGCUCACCAGAGGGACAGCGAUUAAGUCGGACACGGAGACGCAGAUUAAGUAGAUUUCCCAAUCCUCCGGCAGGCAAAACGACAGAUCUGACAAAAUGCACGAACGGCACGUGAAAAAACUGAAGGGCGGUCAUUAUGUGGCCACACAUGGACGUCUCACGCCUGAUCCGCCGUAUGUGCACUCAAAUCGAGGCUACUCCACGGACGGCGAGGAGUCGCAUUCGCAUCGGGGCCACUCGGAGUAUACGCUGGCUCAUGAACGAAUCUCCCCAAAUUCCCAGGGCCAUUAUAACUCUUCACGAAAGAAUCGAGCUGUUCACGGCAAUGGCCUGCAAGAGCAACAGCACCUGCAGCAUAGCUAUAGCCACAGUCAGAUGGGUCUCUCCAGCUCUCCAGACAAUGGUGGGCCCCGUUCAUUGAGCGGUCCACCGCCGACACGACAACCCCCGCGUGCUCCGUCCGCGCUGAGCUACGAUCAGGCAGGCGAUGCGGGCAGCGACAUCUAUGUGACCAGUGCCGCAUACAAGGCGCCCUCUGAGAUCAGCCGCUACAGCCAUCGUCCAGUGUCGCGUGGGGCGCCUCGCAGCGUCUAUUCGGUGGCCAGCACAGCGAAGACGGGUCGCAGCGGACGAUCGACAACCCGACGUGGCGCAAAGAUCGAGACGAUGUCUGCACCAAACCCUUUUUGCCCAAAUGUCAAGGGCGUUUGCUGCCUGAUGCUGUUGCUUAAUCUGGGUCUUAUUCUUGUCACCCUUGGCUUUGUCAUCGUGGUGCAGUUCUAUGAGCCCGUAUACGUUUGGGUAUUGGGCAUCAUAUUUUUGAUAUUUGGCUUCCUCACACUGAUCGGCUGCAUGAUCUAUUGCGUGUAUGUGUGCCGCGAUGUGAAGACGCCUUCACAGGUGCGUAACGAGGAUCUCUAUUGGACGCGGCACUGGCAAAAGAACAUUGGCUACACGCCCCAAGAGAUCAACUAUAAGGCGGACAAGUACGAUGCCUACUCCGAUCGCUAUUCGGUUAGCAAACUGAGUGGCAAGUACUCGGAUCGUGAGAGUCAGCGAUACUGAGAUCGAGAUAAAUAAAGAGUCAACGGGGAUGACAAUCAAGUUGAUCAAUUAAAGUGAUCUACUGACUGCAUAGAUCCUUGGGCGAUUCAGCUGCCCUUGUUGCUCGUAAUCGGCAAAAAUAUCUAUUUUUAUUGUCUAGGCAAAUAGUUUUAAACGGUUUAUUAACAAGGCCUCAACGUACCUGCUGCAAGUUACUUGCUAGUUUGUAUGUUCAUUUAAUUAUUCAUAGAGAGCGCGAUAGAGUUACAGAAAUACAAAAAGAGUAUUGAAAUGCUGCCAUAUUUCAGAAACAGAUAAAGACGGUUUUUUGGCUAAUUAGCGAACUUUUGCCUAAAUUCUAACUUUAAAUGCUUUAUAACACGUGCAAAGCAAAAAAUAAUAAAAAUAUACUUAAUACAAAUAAUCCAA
Drosophila albomicans is the source of this 1961-nucleotide messenger RNA. RefSeq lists its product as uncharacterized. Bases 585 to 1553 code for a protein of 322 amino acids. Lineage: Eukaryota; Metazoa; Arthropoda; Insecta; Diptera; Drosophilidae. The record is from RefSeq and is a predicted model, not a curated record. The transcript is spliced from 6 exons.